Messenger RNA from Lodderomyces elongisporus, 654 nucleotides. RefSeq lists its product as uncharacterized. Gene Ontology annotation, biological process: formation of translation preinitiation complex; translation reinitiation. The transcript has a single exon. The record is from RefSeq and is a predicted model, not a curated record. Gene Ontology annotation, molecular function: mRNA binding; translation initiation factor activity. The coding region runs from base 1 to 654 and encodes 217 amino acids. Lineage: Eukaryota; Fungi; Ascomycota; Pichiomycetes; Serinales; Debaryomycetaceae.
AUGACUGAAUUAGCACCAAAACAAAUCACAUACUGCGGAGUUUGUACAUGGCCACUAGAAUUUUGUGAAUUUGGAAUCUCUUUGCCACGAUGUCAAUCAUGGCUUGCGUCAAAACACCCUGAGCUAUUCUCCACUGUAUAUCCAAAUACGCCAAACCCAGAGUCAGUGUCUGCGUCUGCUCCAAGUGCAGAUGAGCUUGCUUCCAAAUUGGAACUGGCUACGCUUUCGUCGGAUCCUAAGGAGGCCAAAAUACAAGCAGAACUUUUGAAGAAGCAGGCUAAGCAUCAACUUAAACAGGAAAAGGAGCUUACAAAGAAGCAGAAUAGUAAGAUUAUUAUCAAACGUAUUGAAAGAAACAAGAGAAAGCAUAUUAUUUCCAUUUCUGGGUUGGAGGUGUUCCAGAUUGAGCCUAAGAAAUUGGCAAAAACAUUUGCAAGUAAAUUUGCUACGGGUGCAAGUGUUGUGAAGAAUGCAGAGAAAUUAGAUGAAGUUGUUGUGCAAGGAGAUGUGAGUGACGAGGCAAAAGAGUAUAUCGAGAAAUUGUUGAAAGAGCAAGAAGGGUUGGAAAAUGUGAAAGUGGAACAAGUUGAUGAUAAGAAAAUCAAAAAGAAACAAGAGGCUGCUGCUGAAGCCGCAGCAAAAGUGAAGAAGUGA